Messenger RNA from Haliotis rufescens (red abalone), 2781 nucleotides. RefSeq lists its product as uncharacterized. NCBI's taxonomy places the organism in Eukaryota, Metazoa, Mollusca, Gastropoda, Lepetellida, Haliotidae. The record is from RefSeq and is a predicted model, not a curated record. The transcript is spliced from 9 exons. Bases 175 to 1467 code for a protein of 430 amino acids.
CAGGCUCCCAUAACUUUAUUUCAGCCUGACCCGGAUACGCACCAUGUCUUGUGAAACACUUGUCCGGGUAAAGUUGAGUUAUGUGGAUACUGUGUUCCUGCACCCGACUAAAUUGUUGCAGACAUAAGACAAUCUCCAUGACAGAAGCAAGAUAGCCCAUAAAGCUGCCCUUGGAUGAAUGCAUUUAACAUGCCUUCAAAAUACCGCCUGUUGUUGUACUUAUUGGUCGUGUCGAGUGGACUCUUCUUGUACCAGUUUAGUAAAGCCUGGAUGAUGACAGGAGGGAACCAUGUUCAAAGAAUCUCUGAACAGAAGACGCCACCGAGAUAUGAAGAAGUUGUCUCCAAGGAACACAAACCUCCUUUCUUUUCAAUAAAAGAUAAGCAGCUCGUGUCUGCCACCUUCUUCACAGACAAAGUCAAGGAGUCUAAGACCAUAUAUCAACAGAAGGUAGCAACCUUGAAGAAGCACAAAUUAUGGUCUGAACUUGAUCCCAUCUCCAACUGUACAGGCCAUGAGAAAGGACCACAGCUAUGUGACGACACAAGAAAUUGUUCUACAUCUCUUCCUGCGGCUGACAGCAGCGAAAAUAUAAAAAGUAUUCUUGCGCCAUUGACAAACAUCAAGGAUGGGGCCCUGGAGAUGUUAAAAGACAUAUUUGAACCUCCAUCCGUUAAAGUAAAAUAUGUGUUCCUGACGGCGGCUUCAGCUAAUCACUUCACAGAGUCUCAAGCCACGAUAGAAACUCUUGACAAAAACAUUCUUCCCGGUUUGAAGAACUACCUUUUUUAUUAUUAUGACAUGGGGUUACACAAGAAUCAAGUUGAACUGCUGCAAAACUUCAGCAAGGCAGUGGUCAGAAAAUACCCUUUUGAUCGUUUGCCGGGCCGGUUUUCCUACCUACGAUGCUACACGUGGAAGCCUUUGAUACUACAGGCUCAUUUCGACUCGGCAGAGUAUGUCAUUUGGAUGGACUCAUCUGUUCGAUUCACGAAAAAUAACAAAAAAGCAAUGUUCCAAAAACUAAGAAUGACAGGAGUGCUUAUGUCACCUGCAAAUUUCCCUUUUGCUCAGCACACCUCGAUGCAUUUGUUUUCCUACUUCAAUAGUGACCCUUGUCACUACUCCAUGUACCAAGAAACUGAGGCAAACUUUAUACUUCUUCAUAAUCAACCGUUUGUGCGGAGACUUAUCAUGGACCCGUGGGUGGCCUGCGCGGUGGAUCCAAAUUGUAUGUGUCAUUACGGAUCCACACAACUCUUCAAGUGUCCUACGCAUACUCGACAAUAUGGGAAGUGUCAUCGCUAUGACCAGUCAACCAUUGGUCUGAUUGUUUUGAAAUUAUUCAGAAGAAAUAUAGCAACAAUUCUGGUCCCCAAAGGUGAAUACGCAAUCAUAUCAAGAUCAAAGGAAACUGGACCUCGGUACCUAGAAGAACUCUACAAUAACACAAGGACGAAAGUGUAGAUAAGGCCAUACGUUCACAAGAACAUUUCGUCAUAUCAAUCCUUGGAAGUGUCUCAGCCAAUUUCAUGGAAAAAAGGAAUGAAGUAUUGUGGUCGAUAAAUCCAAUAUGGGAUGGGUCAAUUCUAUUCAGUUCCAACGGGUGUGUAUGUACUUCUCAUGAAGUACAGUAAACUACGUUUAUAACAAACACGCUUAUAACGAACUGACGGAUACAACAAACUGGUCUUUUAGGUCCCGGCCAUUCGCUGUAUAUAUGUUGCAUAUGUGCAUAUAACGAACUACGGUUAUAACGAACUAAAAGGGACAAAAAGUAUUCACAAAUGUACUUCUGCCGUCUUAAAUAGUACAUAGUUGAUUGCUCAACUUUGCGGCAAUUCAGAGUAAUUGCAAUAACAGCUCCACAAUAAUAAGAGACUCGUGAUGAUCCGGGGUAGAAUAGGUCUUCAAAGAUCCAUGCUUGCCGUAACAGGCGGCUAUGCUUGUCGUAAGGGGCGACUAAUAUCAUCAAUAUUAUCAAGGGUUAAUACUCUCAACGAGUUUUUCAACUUUCUUGGAGAUAAAACACAUUUAUUUACACACCAAUAUAAUGGCUCCAGCUAUCUUAGUUACCAACAGAUAUUUGUCAGAUUGUCGGCCAUUUUUCAAGAUGGCCACCAAGGUCACCAAAGGUCAAGUCAAAGAUGGCACUAUAUCUAAAUUUAACCGUAUUGGUAUGAUGUAUAUUGAUUCCAAUUUUCAUGCUUUUACCACAAAUUGCACGAUUUUUUUUUAUAAUAUGUCAUAAUCCGCUGGUCUAUAACGGGAUGGGGUGGUCAGACUCACUGACUUGGUUGAUGCAUGUCAUCGUAACCCAGUUGAGUGGAUCGAUGCUACGGAUGUCAAUCACUGGAUUGUUUGUACAUAUUUAAUUAUUUACAGACCGCAGUUAUACACAGACAAAACAAACAAAACAUGACGUUAACCGCGUCCCGUCCACCUCUCCCGAACGAAAUAGAAUAAAGUGAGGUUCAUAAUGAGUGAGUUUUGUUCAUACCGUCACUCAGCAAUAGUCCAGGACCCACUUGCACAAAGCUAUCUUUGCGAUAAGACUAUUGUAAGCCUAUGUUAAAGUACGGGAGUUACGAUCAUCUUAGCGCUAAGAUCUCUUUGUGCAAGUGGGUCCAGCUAUCACUAAAGUACUCAUUGAAAUGGAAAAAACCCUGUUUUGCUGGAUUUAAUAAUCGACACAUAGCAUUACGUAGAUACAAAAUAAUAAAACAACUGGAAAAGUACUAGUCUGGAUUUGCUAGUUUUAUCUCAGUGCUCAAUACAAAA